GUCGCAUUAAAUAUUUAAAUAUUUAAAUAUUUAUUAUUUAUUCCACCUUUCUUCUACAGCUUGCUGGAUGUUCAUUUCUCUCCUUCGACAUUCCUUUUCAUCCGCAGCUAUUCUCAACUAUUUUAUUUCCCUUAGACACCUAACUUAUUUAGUCAGUUAUAAUAAUUAAAAAAUAAUCCAUCAUCAUUGCAGAGUGAGUGAGUGAGUGAGUGAGUGAGCCCAGCCCCAGCUGCCAUUUCCAUUUGUCCUGUUUUUCAUUGCUCUCUAUCUAUCAAUUGCUACAGAAAGAAAUAAACAAAAUAACAAACAGCCUUGCGGUGUUCCUUCUUUCCUCCCGCCGAGCAUUGUCAGGUUGUAUUUAAUUCUAUUGUACUGUACAUGACCAUAUUUAUAAUUUAUAAUUUAUAUAUUCUAAUCCAACACAACAGUCUACGUUUUGCUACGCAGUAACUAAUCUCGAAGAAUUGCUGUUUGUUUCGCAGUCUUGUUUGUUGUUUGGACCCCCCCCAAAAAAAAAAUUAAAAAAUUAAAAAGUCAACUCUCCGCCUCCUCUCCUCCUCUCCUCCUCUCCUCCUCUCCUCCUCUCCUAACUAUAACAAAACAAACCAUCCGCAUCCUUUUUCACUCCAACACACUCUUUUUAAUUCCUUCCUCCUCCGCGAAUCCCCCGCAUCCAACCGCCUACAUUUCCACCAUCAACCGCCCUCUGCUCCGGACUGGCGGGCAAUAAUAACCCAUCCCUGCUUGAUAGCUCGAUCGUUCCCACUUCACCUUUAUUAAGUAAUAAGUUGUCCUCACGGUUAACUAGUUACCACUCCCAAGCUCCGAUCCGACACCUCCGCAGUACCUACCCGUCUUCGUCGUUUUUACAACAGCUUCAGGCAGGCUAUUCGAGGAGGGAUCGCCUUUUUCUUACAAAAAUGAGUAUGCGCACGAGAAGGCAAAAGGCCGCUGCAGCAGCAGCAGGCGCAGGUUUAGCGCCACCGUCAUCUCAUGAUGAGAUAGAGGAUUCCAUGCCCACCGUCAAUGGUUCUGUGCACAAGAGCAACAGUACACCCCCCCCCCAUUCCACCUCGUCCUCUACCUCCUCCACCUCCAAGCGGAGACGAUCCCGCUCCCCCGCCGUGGUAGCGGAACAGAGAGAGAAUAUAUUCCUUUUCUAUCCUAAUAUAAUCGGCUACUUCCGUGUUUUCCUCGCAAUCGCUUCCCUCUACUAUAUGCCCCUGCACCCGCGAACUUGCUCUCUCCUCUACAGCGUAUCGUGUCUACUGGACGCCCUUGACGGCGUCGCAGCCCGCCACUUCAACCAAUCCACCACCUUCGGUGCAGUUCUGGAUAUGGUGACGGAUCGAUGCACUACAGCUUGCCUGCUGGUGUUCCUGAGCUCUGCAUGGCCACGGUGGGCGAUUAUGUUCCAGGGCCUGAUCAGCCUCGAUCUCGCAAGCCACUACAUGCAUAUGUAUGCAACGUUGACAAUGGGUGGUUCGGGUCAGAGCCACAAAAAAGUCGAUUCGAGCAGGAGUUGGAUCCUGUACCAGUACUAUAAUAGCAGGACCGUCCUCUUCAUCUUCUGCCUCUUUAACGAACUCUUCUUCAUCGGCCUCUACCUCCUCUCCUUCUCCUCGCCUACCCUAUCCCCUUCCCUACUGCAACCCAUUGGCGGCGAAGGAGGACUAGGAGUAGGGUGCGGCACCGCCUCCGCGCAACCAGGUUCUCCAGCACUCGCUCCACUAUCCAGCCUCUUCUCCAGCCCCUGGAGCGCCGGCGCCCUCGAGCUUGCCCGCGCGAACAAGAUGGACAGCUUCUGGCCAUGGGUCAUCACGGGUAUUUCGGCACCGAUCAUGGCGGGGAAACAGUUCAUCAAUGUUGUGCAGAUGGUUAAGGCUAGCCGGUGGUUGGCAGAGGGGGAUUUAAUGAGGAGGAGGCAGCAGGGAUUGUCGUCCGGAGCUAAGAAGCGGUGAUGAUAAAAAGUGGUUAUGUUUUGUUUUAUGUUGCUGCUUUUCAUCAAUCGAAUGGAAUCGAACUUGGGCUUGUCGAUUACGUUUUGGAAUGGAUGGGAAACACUCCUUUGUUUUGGUUCCCGCUCUGACCUUACGCGAUACCCACACCGGAGAGAGUAUGAGUGUGGGCUGCCAGUCUGGUUUCCCUUUCGUUCGGUCUGUAUAUUUUCUCUUUCUUGUUUUCUUUAUUUUAUAUUUUAUUGCCCUUGUAUGGUCUUGUUUCUAUUUCCAUUAACCAUUUGCCCCAAUGGGAGUACAUGUUCUGGGUAGGGUUGGGGGACCUAUAUGCAAAAUUGAGGAGGGAAAUAAAACGAUGAACAACAGGUUGGGUUGACAUGAGCGGAUAUGUGGUCCUUCUAUUUCUUCUUUUUUUAAUUCCUUUUUCGCAUUCUUCCCAUUCAUUGGCUUCUUGCUUGUCUUCUUGCCUUCUCCCUCUUUGUAUUUCUUAGUAUCUCAUUCUUUUGCAAGCAGCGAUUCGAUUACUCAUUCGCUUUACUUAUGUAUUCAUUUUCUGUCGAGAUCCACCUCAUUCUUUUUAGUUCAUUUAUUAUUAUUAUUAUUACUCUUCUACUUUUCUCUUCUUCUUGUAUUCUGAUUUCUUGACCUUGACUCCUUUUUUACUAUUAUUUCUAAUUAUUAUCAUUACGUUUAAAAUUUCUAUUUAUUUCGUAUCUUCUCUAGCAUUGUUGUUUUUCAGCAUGUUUGACCGAGUUCUCUUUCAGUUCUCUUCUCAGUUUCUUCUUUUCCUUACCCUUUCUCUUUAAUAUUUUUCUUAUAUUGUCUUUCUAUUGUUCAAUUUUUUUUUUCUUCCUUGUAGGUUUUGUCAAGGUGUAAAAAGAAAGCUUUAUAACUCUGCUGAUUUUUUACUUUUUGCUUUCUUUUAUAUGUUAAAUUCAAUCGCCGUGUUAUUUCUUCUUAGGUCAAUCUUACUUCACAGUUAGCCUUCAUAUCAUAAUCAUGAGCAAGCCUGUGUCUCCCUGGUUCAAAGUUGUUCUCGGAAUCGAAUUUAUCCAUUAUAGGUACCUAGUUCUGAGCUCCCUCACAUGAUCUGGCGUCAGGCACCCCUUUCCUAGAUAAUUUACACGCGCGCCAAUCCUC
Messenger RNA from Blastomyces dermatitidis ER-3, 3098 nucleotides. RefSeq names its product CDP-diacylglycerol-inositol 3-phosphatidyltransferase. Gene Ontology annotation, cellular component: Golgi apparatus; membrane. Bases 921 to 1961 code for a protein of 346 amino acids. The transcript is spliced from 3 exons. Gene Ontology annotation, biological process: phosphatidylinositol biosynthetic process. The record is from RefSeq and is a predicted model, not a curated record. Gene Ontology annotation, molecular function: CDP-diacylglycerol-inositol 3-phosphatidyltransferase activity. Lineage: Eukaryota; Fungi; Ascomycota; Eurotiomycetes; Onygenales; Ajellomycetaceae.